ACACGGACCAAAAUCAGUUUGAAUUUCGCUUUCGAUCUGGUUGGUUGUGUUUUUUGGCUUCUCUCUGCGUGCGCCGUUCGUAGGUGGGAAAAACGGAAAACAACAACAGCGAAGAACAGAAAACAGAAGAACUUGCUGCAAACCGAAUCGAAAAAAUCGAAGAGGAACACUUCUUCAACUCCAGUUUACAUUUGGUCCUGCGAAUUUAAAAACCAAUCGGAAAUUUACACUCUCCUCUAUUCCUUUCUGUUUUGCCGGCAAAAACAAAAAAACCAGAAGCGGCAAAAGAGAGGCGCAAAAACAAACGCAGAAAGCGAAGCAAAAUGUGAAAAAUUGCCGAACAUGGCGCCGCGUGUGUGAACGAGAGCGAACGAUCGUGUGAGAGGGAGAUAGGGACAGGGACGGAGCGAAGAUAAACAAUAAAAAACAAUUUUUGAUACUUAACGUUCUACAACAACAAUAAACUCAGCUCAGGUACAACAACAAAUCAGAAAAUUACGAAAAAACACAACAGACUGCAUUGACGGGAAUUUUUCCAAGUAUUUUUGAUACACACAGCAAAGAGGUGUACGAUUUUUAAGCAAUAAGUGAAAGCAAUUACCCAUCAAGUUUAAAGUAAUACCAUCUCUCGGUAGAACCCCACUCGGAAAAUCCGUAUAUAAACAAUUGAAAAAUUAAUCUAACCAGACUAAAUCGCAGAAUAACAAGCAUUUACUAUACACAAACUACAAGAAAUAAAUUCCGAAAAUAAAAAUCUAUAAAAUCCGUACAACUGAACAUAAUCAGACUUUUGUCUGCAAAAUUUCGAAAAAUUUACAAAAAACCCGCUAAAAUUCACGAAAACUCACUGGAAAACACACGCCAGACCAGCAGUUGAGAAAUAUUCUGGAAUCGGUUCAAAAAUAAAUAAAUAUAUGCCAGCAGCAUUUAAAUAGACCGCAAAUCGCGCAUCGAAAAAAUCAACAAGCAAUAUUUUUGAAAUUUAUAAUCGUGCUCAAAAUGCUGAUACGAAAUAGAGAUUGAGGAUUCUCGAGGACAGCCAACAAAAUCUUUUCUCGCUGCAAAGAGUGCAUAUUCUCAUAGGAAGCAAACACAAAUUUAUGGCUCCGCGUCGCAACAGCAACAUCAGCAGCAGCGGCAACAGCACCCAGCAGCAGCAUCACCAGCAGCAGCAUCAUCAGCAACAGUUGCAGCAGCAUCAGCAGCACCAGACGCAGCAGCAGCAACUGCUGCAGUUCUACGCGGAGAACGCGAAUUCUUCAGGCGUCCUAAUGGCGCCCAUGCAGGGAACUGCUGGCGUUGGCGGUGGCGGUGGUGUGGUCCACUGCUGCCUGCCCAGCGGAGAUUGCCGCAAACUGGACACGCUGAUACCGCUGAACGAGCUCUCCCUGGCGGACUGCAUCCGCGUGCUGUGCAACAACGAAAACUGCAGCGCCGGCCAGUACAUGCAUCGUGAGUGCUUCGAGUGGUGGGAGGCGAGUGUCCUGCAGGCGCUCAAGUCCAAUGGCCGUGCUCGUUCCUGGUCGGAGCGGCAGCGUCUGCAGCAUCUGUGGACCAAGAAAGGCUACGAGCUGGUCCAGAAGGCUUGCAGUUGCAAGUGCGGCAGGGGGCAGCUGCGCAAGGAUCUCGACUGGGUGCCACCGAGCAGCCAGGGCGUCAUUUACCUCAACGGGUCAACGGUGGGCAAUGGUAGGGCCAAUCUGGGCAAUGGCAGCCUCAGCGAGGACGACGACAAGAAGAAGGCCAAGAAGAAGCGGAACCGCAACAACAACAACAACAACGGCGGCGGCGGUGGUAAUGGCAACGCCAAAAUCCCCCUGAGCAACAACAACGGCAACAGCUACGCCGGACUCACGCCCAAUCCGAAUGUGGGCGUCAUAGGAUCUGGUCUGCCCCACAACAACGGCAACACCACCUCCAAUGGCAGUGGCAGCAAUGGCUCCUCCUCCGGCCUGCUGCAGCCCAGUGCGCUGGCCACGUUGAGCAACAUCCUCAAUCCGAACAAUGUCCUCGGCCUGGACCUGCGCGCCCGUGCUGGCAGCCUGUCCUCCAGUGGAGCCGGCAGUGGUUCCACCUCGCCAUCGGCCUCGCAGUCCAGUGGCGAGAUAUCCGUGUCGCCGGUGCAACAAUUGCUGCAACAGCAGCAGCAGCAACAGCAGUCGCUGCUCAUCCAGCCUCUGGGUCCCGCUUUCGGCAGCAAUCUGCUGCAAAAUGGACUGGGCUUGUCCAAGAACCUGCUGAUUGCUCCCCAGCAGCAGCAGCAACAACAGCAGCAGCAGCAGAAUAACCUGCCUGCUUUGGCCAACAUCAGCAACUUCAAGCCAUUGGCCAGCUACGAGCAGCAGCAACUGGUGCAGCAGCAGAAGAACAAGGAGGUGGAACUCUAUUCCGAGCGAGUGCGCUCCACAUCUGGCUGCAAUGGGAUCUUUUCGCGUCGCCUGGACUUUUCGUCGUUCAAUUUGCUGCCAAAGACUCGUUUGAAUUCUUAUCAAGUCAAGAUUGAGGACGAGGGCAACCACGGCAACGAUGAGACGCGUCUCUUCAUCCUCUCCUCGCUGGCCCAAUCCCAGAUGAGCCGGGUGGCCUGCAUUUUGUGCGAGGAGCCGCUGCUCGUAUUCGAUCGCUAUCCACUGGUCGAUGGCUCCUUCUUCCUGAGUCCCAAGCAGCAUUCCAGCGGCUGCAUCGAGGUUAAAUACGAGGGACGCACUCUCUACUUGACCUGUGUGUGCAUGAGCUGCCUGGACGGAACCUCCAGCAGCCGCGUCAUCAACUGCAGAUUCUGCAAGGAGCCGUGGGAUGGGUCCAGCCUGGUUUUGGGCACCAUGUACGCCUACGACAUCUUUGCGGCCAUGCCCUGUUGCGCCGAGCGGUUCAAGUGCAAUAACUGCUUCAAGAUGCUGAUGCAUCCGCAGCAGCGUCUGAGCUUCUACAGUGACUACUCGCACGGAGUGACCUGUCCGUACUGCAACACGCAGGACACGCACUUCGUGAAGCCGCUGAGCUUCUGCUACGCCAAGAGCCCGGCGACGCGGCUGCCGACGCUCGCAUAACAUGAGGCCCCGUUGGAGUCGCCCGUGGGAACAGGUGCCACCGCCACUCAGGUGCCAAACGCCCAGGGCGCUCCAACGGCCUCCGGCUGCAGCAGCAACACCAUCGCCAUCGCCAGCAAGCAGCCACCAAAGCAGCCGCUCUACAAUGCCGCCAUCGAUUAUUCGGCACCGCUGCAGCAGCAAAUUAAUCCGGACUUGAUUGGAGCCCAUCCGCAUGCCCAGCAGCAUCAGCAGCAGGUGCGGCAGCAGCAACAGCAGCAGCAGCAGCAACCACAGCAGCAGCAGCAGCAACAACAACAGCAGCAGCAACAAACACAACAGCAACAGUCACAACAGCAGCAGCAACAUCAGCCUGCGGUCAGCUCAUUUCAGAGGAGCAACUUCACUCAACAGUCGCAUAAAAGCAUGAACAUGAUGGCCAUGACAGAUGUGAUGAGCAAGUACCAGCAGCAACAGCAGCAGCAACAGCGCCAGCAGCAACACAACCUGCAGCCACAGCAGCAACAUGCAACACAGAAAGGACUCGAGGGCCUUCUAUUGACCAAUACCAACACAAGCAACAACAAUAGCAGCAGCAGCAGCAGCAGUAUUAGUAACUUAAUCAUUAGCCAUAAUUCAGCCAGCAAUACAGGCAACAAAAUGCAGCCCACUUGGGGCCAAAGUGAUGCCAUCUCGGCAUUGUGGGGCUGCUCCAGCAGCAGCAGUGGCUGCUCCUCGGGCAGUGGAUCGCAGCCCUCGUUGAGUCCGACGGCCAGCAGCAUUGGCAACGAUGGCUCCAAGAUGAUGUUGUGGGCGGCCCAAAGCUCGCCGCAAAAUGCUGCAACACUCAGGGAUACAGGAUUCAAGGAGUUGCAGCGCCAUCAGCAGCAGCAGCAACAACAGCAGCAGCAGCAGGUGCCACAGCAACUGCCACAUGCAGCCUCGCCCACAGCCUCGCUGACCAGUUCCAGUUCCUCCUCGAACGGAUGGAGCGCCUCGCAUUAUGGCAAGCCCAACAUCUGGGAGCUGCCAGGAUCCGCUGGCCAAAGGACGCCGGCCAGCAGCCACGACAUCUUCACCGAUCUCCUGUGCAACCUGAGCAUCAGUCAGGACAACAGCAGCCAGCAGGCCAAGGCCGAUGCCUCCGACGUCAGCUCGAAUUCCUCCUCGUCGGCCGGGGAGCUCCUGGAGGCAGCCAAUAUCUGGCGGUUUCCGGAGUACGCCAGUCAGCAGCUCUACAACGAGGAGCCCACUGGCGGCGCAGCUGCCUGCAUGCAGCUCUUCAACGACUAUCUCAACAUGAACUAAAACGAAGGAUUAGGAGCCACAACAGCCUGCAGCAUUUGUUACUCUAGCUAAAUUGAAAAACAAAAGUUGAGGAAAAAGGAGUAAGCAGGAAGAGGAGAGGCUAUAUAUAGGAGCCACUCCUGGAGCGAAUGUUUUAGUUUUUAAAAUCAUUUGAUUUUUUAUACAUCUAAACACACAACACAUCUAAAACCGAGAGAAAACAAAGCAAACUAAAAA
This is a messenger RNA of Drosophila yakuba, 4553 nucleotides long. RefSeq names its product headcase protein (gene heca). The record is from RefSeq and is a predicted model, not a curated record. Lineage: Eukaryota; Metazoa; Arthropoda; Insecta; Diptera; Drosophilidae. Bases 1101 to 3050 code for a protein of 649 amino acids. The transcript is spliced from 6 exons.